This is a messenger RNA of Funneliformis caledonium, 330 nucleotides long. The record is from the annotation of a GenBank genome assembly. Lineage: Eukaryota; Fungi; Glomeromycota; Glomeromycetes; Glomerales; Glomeraceae.
AUGUCGUCCACCAACAAAUAUUUCAAAGGAAUACUUCAAAAUGACAAUAACCAACUGCCUCUAUAUUUUACGGGCUUUCCUGUCCUGGCUCUCAACGUUAAAAUCCUUAUUACCAACGGAAACACUGUCCUUACAACAAAUAUUACCAACGGAAAACACUGUUCUUACUUCAAAAAUGAUAAUAACCAACAAAUAUUACCAACGGAAACCACUGUUCUUGCUUCAAAAAUGACAAUAACCAACAAAUAUUACCAACGGAAAACAAUACAACUCAGUUGUAAUCUAGCACAUUUUUUUGAUACUACAUUUUUUGACUUUUGUGUAACAUGA